Molecule: messenger RNA, 2322 nt
Organism: Cotesia congregata
Lineage: Eukaryota; Metazoa; Arthropoda; Insecta; Hymenoptera; Braconidae
Source: the annotation of a GenBank genome assembly
AUGCCAAUUAGCAAUAAUAAAUCACAGGGAAAAAAAUUGUCAUUCAAUUUGUGCGGAAAAUCAGCGACAGUAACUUCGUCGACAAUAAAUGGUGAAGAAGGUGAUCAGGAUGACACUAAAUUUUUCACGAUAGCUCCAGCGCUUCCAGUGCUUCCUGGUGCUCCUGCACCCAGUAAAUUAACCACCAAGCGGUCCUAUGGUACUUUGACACCAACUAGCUCAACUUACGGAUUCGAUGAUGCAGAAGUCGGAGGCUGUGAUGUCGUGGCUCUUCAACAGCAGCAAUCCACCAGUGACAGUGGGUAUAAAACCACCACCGUGGUAGCAUCAAGAACUCCCGCAGAACGCGAUAAAAAUCCUGACAGAAUUUGUCUGGACCGACGAGGCCUCACCAGUUUUCCUGACAUUGUCGGUGAGCCGAAAUUGAGGCUGAUGUCUCUGCAGCACAACCUAUUGUCGAGAAUAGAGGGCCAGAAUUUUUCACAGCUGACAAAGCUGGUCUUCCUGGACCUAUAUGACAACCAGAUCGAGAAGAUCUACGAUCUGGCCCCGUUGGAGAACUUGAGGGUGCUUCUAAUUGGUAAGAACCGGGUCAAGAAAAUUGAGGGGUUGAGGUCGCUGAUUAAACUCGAGGUGCUUGACCUUCACGGGAACCAGAUUGUCCAGAUCACUGGCUUGGAGAACUUGUCCUCGUUGAAGGUGUUGAAUUUGGCGGGAAACAAUGUCAAGGUCAUUGGGUUCAAUGAUUUUCAUGGACUGCUCGCGCUUAAAGAGCUCAAUUUGAAGAGGAAUAAGAUUAAGAAGCUCUUGGGGUUUAGUGAGACUCCUCAGUUGCAGAAAUUAAUCGAAGACAUGGGCAGCCUAGCAAAAGCCCUAGAAAUCAGAGAAAUAACAAUCGACGGCAACCCAGUAACCUUGAACGCAGACUGUAUAUCCUUCCUGGUCUCGUACUUACCAAACCUGCAGGCUCUCUCAACAAUGCAGAUCAACGAACAAGUCCGUCGCGCAGCGAUGGCCUGGCGACUCACCAAAGAGCAGUCAAACUCCGCGUUCCUGGACCUGAGCACCCAGGUCUGCGUGAACGUCCGCCGCGAGGAAGUGAUAAUAAACGCGAAAAAAAACUGGGACCUUCUGCGGUCCCAGACCAAGUGCUUAACAUCCAGCGCGAACAAGCACAGCAACAUCAAGAAUGAGCGUGUCCGUGGACUGAAUCUGCAGAACAGCACCAAGUUCGACGCAGUGAAGAUCAAGGCCGAGGAAGCUUCUAACCUGGGACACGCUCAGAAGCCGAGCUUCGGAAGCUUGUCUUCCAUUAACUACGACAAGAUUGACGCCAAGAAGAUCCAGUUUAAGAGAAGGAGCAACUCUACUGAUACUCUCAAUGGCGGAAAAGGUUCAAAUGAAACCGAAACAACAGACAGCGAGCUGGAGAGUUCGGAGAGUCACGAGAGCUUGAAAAGCGCGUUGAGGAACCAUUUGAUAAAGACUAAUCUCAAUUUAGGGAGUCAAAAGUCUGAAGAAUCCAAGAACAUCUACAGCUUCGGUGAUGAAGAAAUAAAAAAAAAAGAGAGAAGAAAUGAAUUUUCCUUGCAACUGGCGACAGAUUCCCGGAGUUUCUACAAUCUGGUGCAAGGGAGCACCAGGAGGCAGCUCAGCUACCGGCAGAUUAAUCUAGCGGGGAUAAAAAAGGCCAACAGUUUGGACAGCAGGGAGGAAUUUAGCAGCCAGAGUUCGACAGCUAGCAAAGAAUUGGACUCGGAUGAUGAAAAAGGAAGGGUUAGAAGCGCUCAGGUGAAGAAGAUUGUCAGCUACAAGAGCAACCGAGCAGCCACUGCUAGGGUCAAGCACAGGGCAGUGGCUACACCUGUUGUUCCUGUUCAGUUCAACGCGCCUAAAGAGAAAGAACAAGGUGGCGACUACUUGGUGGAAAUUGUUGGAAGGUGUCUUAAUGUCUACGGACAAGGUGCUUUAAGGUACAUAGACCGGUCUUGGGACUCGGUGAAGGCCAAUGAUGUUAACACGGUCAAGUUUAACUAUGUUCAGUUCAACGGCGUCGCGACUGUUUUGAACAAAUUGAAAAUGAGGUUCUCCAAUGCGCAGCAUUUUAUUUUCAAGGAGACUAAUAUUAGUCAUCUAGGGCAGCUAAAUGCGCUGGCUGAAGUUCAAGGGCUCACGAGUAUUCAGAUAGAAGCUGAGGGCAAUCCGAUUAUUUCAAAGAACUGGAGGGUCUAUGCUGUUUUUAGGCUGUCCCACUGGGGCCUCAGAAUCAUCAAUGGUAAAGAGGAUGAUUUAAUAUUGAGACAUAAAGUUAUAAUAGUGUAA